AACAGGAUAGCAGCUUGGGCAGAGGAUCACCAGGUGUAUGCUGCCAACUCAGAGGAACCCACGCACAAAGCAGGAAAUACUAUCAACCUAGUGUUUACCUCGCUGACAGAUAUACGCACAAAUGUGCUCCAAGAGCUGUAUACAGGAUCUGACCACUAUACGCUAUAG
Molecule: messenger RNA, 168 nt
Organism: Cryphonectria parasitica EP155
Lineage: Eukaryota; Fungi; Ascomycota; Sordariomycetes; Diaporthales; Cryphonectriaceae
Exons: 1
Source: RefSeq, a predicted model, not a curated record